AUGAGUGAUCAACACCGUCCAGAUUUAGCCACCGAUGCAGUAUUUGUGGCAUCCGCACCUGUUCCUGAAGAUGCUCGCAUCGUCAGAGGUAUCGACUACUCGCAGGAUGCAUCUUACAACAUGGCCGCUAAGGACUUGGUCAAGUCAAUGAGCACUAUGGGGUUCCAGGGGUCCUCUGUCUCCGAGGCCUGUAACAUUAUUGAUGAAAUGAGAUCUUGGAGAGGUGAGCAUAUUGACGCUUUGAAGGCGAAGGAUGAAACCAUCCAGGGGGACUUCGAUGCUGAGGGCCGUCAGAGAGCCACCAUCUUCAUGGGGUACACUUCCAACCUUAUAAGUUCCGGGUUAAGAGAUACCUUGAGAUACAUGGUUCAGCACAAGCAGGUAGAUGCCAUUGUAGCGUCCGCCGGUGGGAUUGAGGAGGAUAUCAUCAAGUGUUUGGCGCCAACCUACAUGGGUGCCUUUGCAUUGCCUGGGAAGAAGUUGAGAGACGACGGGAUGAACAGAAUCGGUAACUUGUUGGUUCCAAACGACAACUACUGCAAGUUUGAGGAGUGGAUUGUUCCAAUUUUGGACACGCUUUUGGAGGAGCAGAACGCCAAGGCCGAGCUCGUGAAGGGCUCUGCUGCGGAUGUCUUGAACCCAGAGAACAAUGUCGUUUUGACGCCUUCCAAGUUGAUUGCCAGAUUGGGGAAGGAGAUUAACGACGAAACCUCUGUUUUAUACUGGGCCUAUAAGAACCAGAUCCCGAUCUACUGUCCAGCCCUCACCGACGGAUCCAUCGGUGACAUGUUGUUCUUCCACACCUUCAAGUCCUCUCCCCAGCAGCUCACCUUGGACAUUGUUGGCGAUAUCAGACGCAUUAACUCGCAGGCCAUGGCUGCUAACAGAUCCGGGAUACUCUUGUUGGGCGGUGGCUUGAUCAAGCACCACAUCUGUAAUGCCAACUUGAUGAGAAACGGUGCCGACUGGGCUGUCUUUAUCAAUACCGGCCAGGAGUUUGAUGGUUCCGAUGCCGGCGCCAGACCAGACGAAGCUGUUUCCUGGGGUAAGAUCAAGAGUGAUGCCAGAAUGGUCAAGGUCUACGCUGAUGUCACCGUCGUCUUCCCAUUGAUCGUUGCGGCCACCUUUGCCAGCGAAAGACCAAACUAG
This is a messenger RNA of Babjeviella inositovora NRRL Y-12698, 1149 nucleotides long. Its product is annotated as deoxyhypusine synthase. The transcript has a single exon. The coding region runs from base 1 to 1149 and encodes 382 amino acids. The record is from RefSeq and is a predicted model, not a curated record. Gene Ontology annotation, biological process: peptidyl-hypusine biosynthetic process. Gene Ontology annotation, molecular function: deoxyhypusine synthase activity. Gene Ontology annotation, cellular component: cytoplasm. NCBI's taxonomy places the organism in Eukaryota, Fungi, Ascomycota, Pichiomycetes, Serinales.